AUGUCUCCCCCUCAUCCACCACCACCUCCAGCGCACGGCUCGGCCUUCGAGUCCGCCAUCAAAGUGACCCCCCUCAGCUCGCACCGCUACUCUGCCCAUCUCCGCGACGAAUGGUGCAUCGGAGCAGUCCCCCAUGGUGGCUACACCACCUCCAUCCUCUACCGUCUCGCCCUCGUGCACUUCGCGCACACCCACCCAGCUCUCUACAAGAACAGCCCCGCGACCCCGAUCGCCAUGCAACUGUCCUUCCUCCGCCGCACAGCGACAGGUCCCGCCGUGCUGAAAGUCCAGGAUACGAAGCUGGGACGGCGGACGAGUACGCUGCAUGUUAUGUUGUUACAGAAGCCGGAUAGCGGCAAAAGGAAGCAAUCACAGUCGUCUACUACUACUACGACUACCGGCACCGAAGCAGAAGAUGAGGACUUGGAAGUCAAAGUAGCAGGAUACAUUACCGUCAGUCCUGCGGACGCCGAAGAGGGACUGAGUGCUACGACAGGGUGGAAGAUCAGCAGUCCUGCGCCGGCGGCCGGGUCGAAUGGAGAUGGAUCGGUGAACUUGGGGGCGUUAGGGAGGACAGGGCGUGAUGGGACGUGGGGGAAAUUCGAACCGGAGCAUUCGAAGUUCCGAAAGGCGACGGGGCAGACAGAAUUCUAUGUACCUGUUGAGCUUAGUGAGAAGGAGAGGAAGGAGAGGAAGAUGAAUGCGGAGCAAUGGGCGAGGUUCCGUCCUGGAGGGGAUGUGAAUGCCCGGUGGACCAACGAGGCGCUGGUGUAUUUGACGGAUAUGUUUCCUACGGCGUUGGCUGGGUUUGAUAAUGCGGCGGAGGAGGCGGCGGUGGGGGGUGGCAAGGGGUUGUUUUGGUUUCCCACGGUCACGUUGAAUAUUGAUCUGAAGACGAGGUUGCCGGAGGAAGGGGUGGAGUGGUUGUAUAGUCGGGUGUAUACGAAGAAGGUGCGGGAUGGACGGACGGAUUUGGAUGUGACGGUUGUGGAUGAUAAGGGGGACGUGGUGGCGCUGAGUACGCAGAAUCUAGAUCUAUAG
Aspergillus niger is the source of this 1041-nucleotide messenger RNA. RefSeq lists its product as uncharacterized. Bases 1 to 1041 code for a protein of 346 amino acids. The record is from RefSeq and is a predicted model, not a curated record. NCBI's taxonomy places the organism in Eukaryota, Fungi, Ascomycota, Eurotiomycetes, Eurotiales, Aspergillaceae. The transcript is spliced from 3 exons.